AUGGGAUGCAUGUGCUCGAAAGGAGUUUCACCCAACGAGUAUUCACACAAACACCCUAAGAAAUCAUCUAAACGGUGGUUUAGAUCUUCAAGAAGGGGUGAAGUAGUGGUGGAGGUUGAUAACGGUUACAAUGGUGCUAGUGCUACUACUCGACUUAUACCAGAGGGUAAUGAAGAAAACGUAGCAGCUUCAGCACUAACAUUGUGGGAUGAUGAUGAUGGUGAGAAGAAAGACGUAGCCUCUCAGAAGUCCAACAUGCAAUUAAUUCAAAGACCCGAGAAGAUUAUUGAGGGAAAUGGAGGAGGAGUACAUGUACAUCAGCCUGGAAAUUACAAAAUAUAUAGCAUCAGAUAUGGAGUUGAUGAAGUGCAAGCUGCUGGUGGAUGGCCACCAUGGCUGACUGCUGUAGCAGGGGAUGCAAUUAAAGGAUUGUUACCAAGAAAAGCAGAGUCUUUUCAGAAAAUGGACAAGAUUGGACAGGGGACAUACAGCAGUGUAUACAGAGCACGUGACCUUGAAACUGGGAAAAUCGUUGCACUAAAGAAAGUAAGAUUUUUAAACAAAGAUCCAGAAAGUGUUCGGUUUAUGGCUAGAGAGAUAAAUGUUCUUCGUAAGCUGGAUCAUCCAAAUGUGAUGAAGCUUGAAGGUUUAGUCACAUCAAGAAUGUCUGAUAAUCUUUAUCUUGUGUUUGAGUACAUGGAGCAUGAUCUUGCUGGGAUUUCAGCUUCCCCAAUGAUUGAACUUACUGAAUCACAGAUAAAAUGUUACAUGCAGCAGUUGCUUCGUGGGCUUGAACAUUGUCAUAAUCGUGGGGUUCUCCAUCGUGACAUUAAGGGAUCAAAUCUUUUAAUCGACAACAAUGGGAAUCUUAAAAUUGGUGAUUUUGGGUUAGCGACUUGUUUUUGCAUGAAUCAAAAUAAUAAACAGCCAUUAACAAGUCGAGUUGUUACUCUGUGGUAUCGACCUCCUGAGCUUUUACUUGGAGCUACAGAUUAUGGAGUUGGUGUUGACUUGUGGAGUGCUGGUUGCAUUCUUGCAGAACUUUUUGUUGGCAAGCCCAUAAUGCCCGGAAGGACAGAGGUGGAACAAAUGCAUAAAAUAUUUAAACUUUGUGGUUCACCAUGUGAGGAAUAUUGGAGAAAAUCAAAGUUACCUCAUGCCACUAUUUUUAAACCAAAACAUCCUUAUAAACGAUGUUUAGGAGACACAUUUAAAGACUUGCCUCCAUCUGCUUUGAAUCUUUUGGAUUCCCUUCUUGCAGUUGAGCCCAAUAAUCGUGGAUCCACUUCUUCUGCACUACAGAGUGAGUUCUUUACAACCAAGCCACUUCCUUGUGAUCCUUCAAGUUUACCAAAAUACCCUCCAAGUAAAGAAUAUGAUGUCAAGCUACGAAAUGAUGAAAAAAGAAGGAAUAAAUUCGGUUCUACAAAAGCACGAGGAUCAGAAUCUUCUAGAAAAGAUAGAAUAAAAUCAAGACCUUUUCCAGCACCCUAUGCAAGAGAACAACAUCAUCAAAAACCUCAUCAUAGUAGUAAUGUUAAAAACAGUCCUGAAGAUACAGAUAAUGUCGAUGAUUAUAAUAAACACCACAAGGGAUCCAAUUUAUCCAAGUUUUCGAAUUCACAUUCAGGAAAGUAUCACCAAUUAAACAAUGCUGAAUCAUCUUGCAAGAAGCGUGAAAAUCCCCCUGGAAAGGGAUAUGCUCCAAAGAAAACCCGGAUCCAUUACUCUGGGCCAUUACUUCCACCUGGUGGCAAUAUGGAAGAAAUGCUCAAAGAGCAUGAGAAACAUAUUCAACAUGCUGUGAGAAGGGCUCGUUUUGACAACAAGUAUAGUAAAAGGGGGUAUCAUGAAAAUUACAAAAAUGAUCAAAGGGAAUUGUUACUUCAGUAAAGUUUCCCAUGUGCCCUAUUGUUCUAUGCAAUUUUGGUCAGGAUUUGGGACUUCAAGUUAUGGUUCAUAUGAGAAUGAGAAAUGAUUUGAAGAGAAACAAGUUUUUUUUUUUAGAGUUUGUACAGAUUUUACACGAAAGGUUAUACUUGAGAGAUAUUCAUGUAAAUAAUGAAUGGGAGAAUGCCCUAAUGAGUAAAUAAAGAGUAUAGUGAUUCAUGGUUCACAAAGAACUAUCAUGAAAAGUGUUCUAGAGAGGUUUAUUAUUAGUUUAAGUAUGAAGUUUACGAUUACAUUGAGAUUUUUAUAUAUAGAGCAGUGGUGAUAAGGUCC
This is a messenger RNA of Lactuca saligna, 2223 nucleotides long. The record is from the annotation of a GenBank genome assembly. NCBI's taxonomy places the organism in Eukaryota, Viridiplantae, Streptophyta, Magnoliopsida, Asterales, Asteraceae.